Danaus plexippus (monarch butterfly) is the source of this 1197-nucleotide messenger RNA. Its product is annotated as probable serine/threonine-protein kinase DDB_G0282963. The record is from RefSeq and is a predicted model, not a curated record. Bases 1 to 1197 code for a protein of 398 amino acids. Lineage: Eukaryota; Metazoa; Arthropoda; Insecta; Lepidoptera; Nymphalidae. The transcript has 4 exons.
AUGGCGUUAGUACUGGCUUAUUUUCAGCCGAAUGAAGAGAAAAAACACAACAACAACAACAACAACAAUAAUAAUAAUGACGCCGUUAAAGAUGCUCUCGAUGAUCUUUUGAAAAAGGAUGAGUUUUGGCAAUGGCUGACAAAAUGGACAGCAGCUUACAUUGAAGUUUUGAAUGAGAACAUCGAUCGUCUCGUGAAAAAGGAAGUUGCGAAACAAAUCCGUAAAAUAAAAGAAGCUAAAAUUGAUAAACAGAAAGCUGCGAAUGUCACAGCUAAUAAAGAUGUUGGUGGGAAAAACCAAACCGCAACUAAUAGUACUCUGGCAGAACAGAACAAUGGAACCGAUAAGAGCAGUCCAAUGAAAGCAAAUAGUACAGAAACUCCGGACCAAAGUAAAAAUCAUACAAACGUACACAAAACUCCGCCUAAACUAAAUUCCAACACGAUAUACGGGAACGCUAUAGACAGUGAUCACGUGACAAAUAUAUUUAUAUUUUACCCAAACACAGCUAACGAUACACGUAAAGAACUAGAAAAUGUACCGAACAAAACUAAGGAUGGUGUUUUGAAGAGUCCAAUAAAUAGUACUGAUGACAAUGUUGCAACAAAACCAAGUUCUUCUGACGGAACAAAACCAAAUCCUUCUGACGGAACAAAACCAAAUCCUUCUGACGGAACAAAACCAAAUCCUUCUGACGGAACAAAACCAAAUCCCACUAAUGGAACAACUGCCGCACAUUCUACAGAUAAGAAGAAAGACCCUGUUCCGGAAUCUACUACUGCUGAAAGUUCUUCUCCUAACAAUAAUUCUACUCAAAACCCAAACAGUAAUGUAGCCAACAGUGAUGUAGCCAAUAGUACCGUAGCCAACAGCACUGUAGCCAACAGUACUGUAGCAAACAGCACUGUAGCCAACAGUAAUAUAGUCAAUAGCACUGUAGUCAACAGUAAAGUGGUCAACAGUAAUCUAGCCAAUAUUACUGUAGCCAAUAUUACUGUAGCCAACAGUACAGACAUAAGUAAUAAGGAUACACCAACUAAAACGGAACUAAGCAGUAACACUGCUACUCCAACAUCUGUAACUCCAAAUGUAUCCAGCAAUCCCGAGGUUUCCAGCACUAAUGGAACAACAACCAGCAACGAUGCAGCCAAAGCUACAACUUCCGAUACUGCAAAGCCUGUAACUCAGGCCACGUGA